Molecule: messenger RNA, 393 nt
Organism: Nannizzia gypsea CBS 118893
Lineage: Eukaryota; Fungi; Ascomycota; Eurotiomycetes; Onygenales; Arthrodermataceae
Exons: 1
Coding region: 1-393 (130 amino acids)
Source: RefSeq, a predicted model, not a curated record
AUGGAAAAUUCCGCAACUGCGAAAAACACCAAGCCCGUCUCAACAAAAGAGAAGCAAGCCGUUUUAAAGGCAGCUCAGUAUUAUGUGGAUGGCCUGAUAACCGGGAAGGUGGACCAUAGUCGCAAAGGAUUUCACCCAAACGCUGGAAUGUACGGCUGGAUUGAUGGAAACCUAAAAACUGCCCCCAUUCAAGAGCUCUUUGAUAUGAUUGUGGAGCGAGGAUGCACACCGGAACUGAUUUACAACCUGGAUAUUCUUGCGAUCACCCCAUCCACAGCAAUCGUUGAGGUCGACUCAGAGUUGGAGAAUGGAGGGUUCCGAGAUCAUUUAGCGCUCGUGAAGGUGGAUGGUGAGUGGAAGACUGUUGCAAAAUUGUUUCACAUAUACGAUUAG